This is a messenger RNA of Amoebophrya sp. A120, 2289 nucleotides long. The record is from the annotation of a GenBank genome assembly. NCBI's taxonomy places the organism in Eukaryota, Dinophyceae, Syndiniales, Amoebophryaceae.
AUGACCUCCUCUCGCAACUCGCCCUCCCGGGGUCGGAUUUCGUUGACUGCCCUUCCAGCUAGCGCGACCAAGCCUCCCGCGCUGCACAUGUCGGGCGGUUACACUAGCUUGCCCGGCGGCCCGCCUCCGGAGCCUCGAAGCUCCGGUGGGAACACGAAGUACCUCUUCCCCGGCGGCGCGCAGCCGGUGUCCUCCACCUCCUCUACGCAAAGCCGCAGCCGCCACUCCUCGGCGAACGUGAGCCCCAUACUGAGGCCGAGCGCGCGGAUCGACCGCACGAGCAGCGGACCCCACCGGUCCCUGCAGCCCGGCGUUCCCAGUGGCCCUCUGGCCGAAGCGCUGCUGACUACGGAGCGGCUGCGCGGAGCAAGGUUGGCCUUUGAGGCGAACGACAAGGAAACGAGCACCGCGGUGCACCAAAAGCUGGCGGACCACAUAAGGAACGGAACGCUGCCGCCGCCGCACGACGAGAAAACACUGUAUUCGGUGAAUUUGUAGAUCGCAAGAAGCUUUCGUUUUUUCUUGAUUUCGCAUAUUACCAAAGUCCAUCUUGUCUUUGCGACUGCAUCUUCCCCAACGGGCGCUGCGGGUUUCAUCAACUGAGUGCAACUAUCAUGUAUACUACUCAUAGACAUACAACUCUUAAACAUCAAUAUGAAUAUCGAAUUUGUACAGUGAAGAGGGCGAAUACGUGAGGCCAGCCGUGUUCGGCGGUCUCGACGGGAUCAGCACCAGCUUUGCGUUUCUGGCCGGCGCCGUUGGCGUCAACCUCUCCGUCUCCCAUUUAGUCGCACUUGGGCUCGCGCAGGUGUUUGCCGGUGCGUUCUCCAUGGCGUUUGGCGAGUACGUUUCCAGCAAAGCAGAGCGGCAAAUUGCGUUGCGCGAGUUGAACCGGGAAAAGUGGGAAGUGGAGAACUUUCCCGAAGGUAUGUAUUUUACAUACUGUUCGUGUACGAAGCGUGGUAGUUGGAUGUGGAUUUCGUCAACCUUUCUUUGCUUUCUUGGCCCUAUGAUGGGUACUUACAUGUUCGAUGCGUCCAAACAUCUUUUCUUUUUCACAAAGAAUGCAUUUAAAAUCCUUUCAGGCGAGAUCGCGGAGAUGAUUCAGAUCUACAUGCAGCACGGGCUGAACAUUGAGGACGCCCAGAAAGUGGCUUUCACGCUGUCCAAGUACCCGAAAUUUUGGGUGGAGCACAUGCUGCUCCAUGAAAUCGGCAUCCUUCCCCCCGACGCGGAUGAGGACGGGUGCUGGAAAUCGGCACUCGCCAUGUUUGUCGCCUUUGUGGUGUUCGGCCUCGUCCCGGUGGGGACGUACUUGCUCGUCGAGCUCCUGUUCGGCAAUGCUACCGUACAAAACUACGGCUUCCUCAUCAGCUGCGUCGCAAGUCUCGCGACCUUGUUUCUGCUGGGCUACUGGAAGAACAAGAUCGCGGAGUCGAGUCCCUGGAGCGGCGGCUGCUGGAUGCUGUUCCAGGGCGCGGUCGCGGGCACAAUAAGUUUCUUCAUCGGCGUGUACCUCGGUGGAGGCGACGGCGGUGGGGGACUCUCGCUUAGUUACUGAGGGCAAGCUUGUUGUAGUGACCAACGCGGUUGUUCAUGGCGCACUGACGGUAAGAACUUCUUGGCACAAAGUCCCGGCAACCACCAGUGAGGAAUACAAUCGCGGUUCUGGUGACGUGGGGUCGUGGAUUGUGUGCAAAAGUCUUCGCUUCAAAACAACUUACCCCGACCGCCUCAGCAUGAUCUGCGGACCAGGUAGUUGCAAGUUCCUGCUGACAAGAAAGACAAGAACGGAAGACGUGCCGCGCCGGCGCGACCGGCCGAGCACGGGGUGGCAACGCAAGGGAUCGGCUGAGCAUGAAACUUGCUGCGAAGAUAAAAAAGAAGUCGGCUGCGGCCUACUGCAUGGCAUAGUGCUGGAUGGAGCAAAAGCCAUGAUGCACAGGAGAGUCCCUUAUCUGCAGAACUGUUCGCAAUAAAGUAGAGUAAGUGCUGCCCUCUACCACUUCGAAGCCCACAGACAGCCCGGAAGACGAGAUGAGAGUGCUUGGUUAGAUCUCAGUUUUCGCCCUGUUGAGCCGCAUCGCCUAUCCGUGACUGACAAUAAGUGCAUAAGAACAAAACUAGGAGUGUGCUCGGAUUAUAUGAGACUCGACAUUCAAAGUGACUACCUUAUGUUUUUUUGAAGCGCCGACCGAGUACCAGUGAGGUUUUACUCUACCAAGUAGAAGAGAAAGAAUCGCAGUUAACAGCUUGUAUCGUUCACAGCGCAAAAAUAAAAAUGCCAAC